Messenger RNA from Amphibalanus amphitrite, 5978 nucleotides. Its product is annotated as rap guanine nucleotide exchange factor 4-like. The transcript has 17 exons. Gene Ontology annotation, cellular component: plasma membrane. Gene Ontology annotation, molecular function: guanyl-nucleotide exchange factor activity. Bases 73 to 4482 code for a protein of 1469 amino acids. NCBI's taxonomy places the organism in Eukaryota, Metazoa, Arthropoda, Thecostraca, Balanomorpha, Balanidae. The record is from RefSeq and is a predicted model, not a curated record. Gene Ontology annotation, biological process: Ras protein signal transduction; positive regulation of GTPase activity.
CAGCGAAGGUCGACCUAAAGGGGCCAUUUUGUGCUGAAUCCGCGCAGUGCUGCUGCAGCAGCUGGUUCAGACAUGGACCUGGUCAGCGACUGCGUCCUGCUGCGAGGCGUGUCUCCCAUGAUAGACGAGCAGCACCGUCUGACGGAGCGGCGGGCCACCUGGUACGUGCCCAUGUACGAGAUGUCCGGCGAGUCUCCGCCGCCGCCGGAGCCGCCGCCACGGGCCCGGGAUACUGAGGACCUGGCCGUGGACCGUCCGGCCGCCACUCACCGGAGUCCGCUGCAGCGACUGGCCAGUUUCCGCAGCGAGGCGCGGGUGGCCGUGGUGCGGCGCGGCCGCUCGCUGGAGGACCUGGCCCGCCGCGUGCAGCGCCGCCUGCGGGCCCGCUCGCUGGUCCGCGACCUGACCUCGGAGCCGGCGCCCAGCGCUGGCGAGGUGUCGGAGCGGGGUCGCUACCGACCCCUGCCGGACGCCUCAGUGUUUGUUGACCCGGCCGAGGUGGUCACUCGUCUGCCGCUGGCCGCCGCCGGGCUACCGCUGCAUAUCGAGGGCCCUCCGCUGGGCGCCUCCCCGGUACCAGCGCCGCGAGCCAGUCUGCGUGGCAAGGCGAGCAUCGCCAGCCAGAGCUCGUGUGACUCAUCAGAGACGUGUGAGCCGCCGGAGAUGUGCGUGCCUCCGGAGAUGUGCGUGCCUCCGGAGAUGUGUGUGCCGCCGGAGAUGUGCGUGCCUCCGGAGGUUUGCGUGCCUCCGGAGGUGUGUGAGCCGCCGGAGAUGUGCGUGCCGCCGGAGGUUUGCGAGCCGCCAGAGGUGGAGAGCGUGCGCAGCGCCGACAGUGGGGUGUACUCGGAGUCUGAGAGCUGCAACUCCCCUCCCCGUCCCCCACCGCGUCCCUCCAAACGGCGCCGCCGAAAACGCGAGCGCUACGAGGUGUGUCUUGGCUACCGGUGCUACCAACUCGAGGCCGAUCACUGUACCAUCACUGUCUACUCGUUGCAGAAAAACAAGACGGCGCUGAGGGAGCUGCUGCAGACGCCGGCGUCGACCACUUCGCUGGGCUCUGACAGAGUGAUCACGGGCGGCGGCUCGGCGCUGGAUGAGCGGCACUCCAGCGGCGGCAGCUCGCCCGGGCCCCGGCGCACCUCCUCUCCCCGCAUCUCGGGCCGUGAGCUGGUGUCGCCCUGCUCCUCGUGUCACGGCACUCCGGCGGCGAGACGCGCGCGAGCCCGUUCCCCGAGCCCGCAGCCGAGCCCGCCGCGCCGCCGGCAGCUGCCGCGCUCCCCGAGCCCCAGUCCGGGAUCCCGCCACUACGCCGACCCCUCGCUGGAGGCUCCGCACCGGGAGCAGCGCGACCAGCGGCGGGCGUCCCUCGCCAGCUGCAGCCUGCCGACAUCCCGUCAGAGUCCUCCGACGGUCCGACCGAGCUCAGCGAGACCUCGCGACCCUCCGACAGGGGCAGACACCAACGGGAACGGUCUGCGGUCUGAGCCGCCGCCGAUCCACCAGCCGCGGGAGCCGGCCGACGGCCUCAGCCAGUCGCCGGAGCCGGAACCGGAGCCGGACUGCCCGUCGCCGCCGGAGAGGAACGGUCAGGGCUCAGAGAAGGACGAUCAGAGUCCCCAGAAGGACGGCCAGAAUCUCCAAAGGAACGGACUGGGUCCUCAGAGGGAUGGCCAGGGUUCUCGGAGAAACAGUCACGAGCCGGAAAGAGACAGCAAUGGCCAGGAGAGGAGAGACAGUCAGGGGUCAGAGAGAAGCAGUCAAGGCCCGGAGAAGAACGCCCAUCGCACGGAGAGGGACCACCAGCUCCCGGAGAGGGGCAGCCAUCGCCCGGAGAGGGACAACCAGCGCCCGGAGAGGGACAACCAGCGCCCGGAGGGGGAGGGCCAGGCGCCAGAGCCCUGUCUGAGCCCGCGGCGCUCGCUAACGCCCAGUCCUGAGGAGACCGUUCCCCGUCCGAAGCUGCCGCACUCACUGCUGGCCGCUCAGCCGCUGGUACAGGAGCCCUGUGAGGAGCUGGUGGAGGUCGGCCGCACGCUGCGCACCCUGCUGCUGGUCCGCUGUCCGCAGCUGGUGCGAGACAGAAAGUACCGGCUGCACACCUUCCGACGCUGUAUGGUCGGUACCGAGAUGGUCGACUGGCUGAUGCAGCUGUCGGCAGGCGUCCGCAGCCGGCAGCAGGCGACCGCUGUCUGGCAGGUCAUGCUCGAGGAGGGACUCAUCUCACACGUGACCCGGGAGCACCCGUUCCGCGACAAGUACCUCUUCUACCGGUUCCGAGACGACGUAGAUGUGAUGGGCUCGAUGAACCCCACUUCCUCGGAGCGGCGAGAGGCCGAGGCGCGCCUGCCCUCGGCGCUGGCCAACCUGCAGAGACGCGCACCCGACGCCCUGAUCCGACUCAUACUGCGAAAACCGUCCAACCAGCGGACGGCAGAGGACCUGGAAAUGGUCUACGAAGAGCUGAUGCACAUCCGGGCGCUCUCCCACCUCACCAACUCUGUGAAACGCGAGCUGGCCGGCGUCAUUGUGUUCGAGUCGCAUCUCAAGGCCGGGACCGUCUUGUUCCAUCAGGGCGACGAGGGCCAGUCCUGGUACAUCAUCUUGCGUGGAUCAGUCAACGUGGUCAUCCACGGCAAGGGCACAGUGACCACGCUCAGCGACGGCGACGACUUCGGUAACCUGGCGCUCAUCAACGACGCUCCCAGGGCGGCGACGAUCGUCUGCCGCGAGGACAGCUGCUUCUUCCUGCGGGUGGACAAGGAGGACUUUAACCGCAUCCUGCGAGACGUCGAGGCCAACACGGUGCGCCUCAAGGAGCACGGCAAGGACGUCCUCGUGCUGGAGAAACUGGCUGAACCCGGCACCACCGCCCAGUUCAAGUACUCUGUGAUGGCCGGCACGCCGCAGAAGAUGCUGGACCACCUGCUGGAGACCCGCUUCAGCGCCCACUCGGAGCCGCGCCAAGCAGAAAUCACCAUCAGUGACCUCUUCCUCGACGACUUCCUGCUGACGCACGUCAUCUUCUUCCCAUUUAAAGAGCUCACCGAGGAACUCAUCAACAAGUAUCGGGCGUGUCAGGAGUCGAACCCCGACGGUGAGUAUGUGCUGGCCUGCAAGCGCCGCGUCAUUCGGUUCCUGCACCAAUGGGCCAGCACCAUCCGUGAGCCGGUACUGGAGGAUCUGAGCGGCGUCAACUCCAGCUUCCUAGAGGACCUGUACCACCUGGUGGAGGCGGACGCCACCACGUACGGGCCGCUGUUCCGGGAGGAGACCCACCUCAUGAUGGACCUGAUGGAGAUGCGAGAGAAGGCGCGACAGGAGCGCCAGUCCUACGGCAUCCGCAAGUGGAAGAUGCCGGCGGCCGGCCACCGGGUCACGCUGUUCAGCGGCAACUCGAUCGACGAGGAGGCCGCCGAUCGCGUCCGGCCCAUGCAGCACCAUGACGAAAUGAUCUUCCGGGUAUACUGCGCCGACCACACGUUCUGCACGCUGAAGUUUCCUCUGUCGGCCUGCGCGGCGGCCGUUCGCCGCAGUGCCGCUGACAAGCUCGGUCUGAGCAGCGACGACCUGCUGCUGGUGCAGCUCAAAUCGUCCGGUGAGCGUCUCACCCUGAAAGACACUGAGACCAGCGUCACCACCGGUCUCAGUCUCAAUGGACGACUGUUUGUCUCGCCAAAGGAUCACCUGGAUGCGCUGACGCCACUUCCCGAGCAGGAGGGGCCCGGCGAGAACAGCAGCUUCGACGUCGAGGCGUACAACACGCGCGACCUGGCCAUCGUCAUGACGCAGCUGGACUGGGAGGCCUUCAACAAGAUCCACGAGUACGAGAUCCUGUACCACGUGACGGGCCGCGAGCAGCCGGGUCGCACCACGGCCAACCUGGACGUAUUCCUGUGUCGGUUCACCGAGUACCAGCACUGGGUCAUCACCGAGAUCUGCCUGUGCUCCAACCUGAACCGGCGCGUCGCCCUGCUCAAAAAGUUUAUCAAACUGGCCACGGCCUGCCGAGAGCUGAAGAACCUGAACGCGUUCUUCGCCAUCGUGAUGGGCCUGAGCAACUCGGCAGUGUCGCGGCUGACGCUCACCUGGGAGAAGCUGCCCUCCAAGCUGCGCAAGAUGUACUCUGCGUUUGAGCUGCUGAUCGACCCCACACGCAACCAUCGCGCCUACCGGGUCUACAUGGCCGACCUGCUGCCGCCCAUUAUACCGCUGAUGCCGCUACUCAUCAAAGACAUGACCUUCACACACGACGGCAAUCCCACACGGAUCAAUGGGCUCGUCAACUUUGAGAAGAUGCACAUGCUCGCGCAGACGAUGCGCACCCUGCGUUACUGCCGGAGUCGUCCUUUGGCGUCGACCGACUCUGAUCAGCUCUCCCGCAUCGAGUCAGAAAUACGCCGUCAGCUGCGCGCACUGCACGUGAUCGACAAUCAAAAGAUCAUCAACGCACUCAGCCAGAAACUGGAGAGCCGCAGGACGUGAGGGGCGCCGCAGCGACAUCUGCCCGAGCUGCAGUCAACUGGAGCUUUCUAGUCUUCGCGUCAGGUGACGGCCCUCAGCUCGCCUGGUCCCAGCCCCACAGUGAAAGCAGGGAGAAUUCCUUGGUACGCCCUGUCCAAGCGGAGUUCAUCUGAGCAGGGAGACGUCCAGAUUGUUAUCUCAGCGGAAAUCAACUCUCCGACAAGACCUGGUAGACGACCAUGCACGCCCCUGGACCGAGCUAUCUGCCUGCCCCGGUCGGUAGGUUUUCUGUCCCGGCAAGCGGUGCUUGAGAGGACUGGUCGCAUGUUCUCUGGGGAGACGAGAAGCCACUGCUGGUGGGUGAACCAAAAACUGCUGGUGGUGUCUGAAUGAGGACAACAAAAGCUGAGAUACUGGGUCUGUGUGGCUGAGGCUGGCGCUUUCAUGUUCUGUGGUAGGUAGUUAGUCGUGAGAUGAGGAGCUGCCACGGCCCUGUAUGUGUGGCUGUGCAGCUUGCGCACCAAAGGUUACACUAGUCUCAACCCUGAUAUUUGUAUUUUUAUGAUCGUGUAUUCAAACAUAGACCGUGCUCGCGAGUUGAAGCAUAGGAUAGAGCUGUAGAAGGGCUCUUUCCGACAUUUGAGGUCCUUCAGGACAGGAGAGGAGCGGUCCAAAGUCAGGAUGUCGGGACGAGAAUAUGUAAAUGAGGAUAAACAGAAAAAUAGGUCAGGGUAUAUCAGGAUUCAGGCUCAAAGCUCUUAAGAAUGCAGAUAAGAACAGAAAUAAUACAGAUUGAGAAAAUAUUGUCGGGUUAUUGUUAUUUAUAAUAGUAUCACUUUUACAAGUGUAUUGUACGAAGUCAAAAAUAAACAUAUCUUGUUACUUAAAGUUGUACAUAUUUAUCAGUUGGCCACUACACAGAGCAGCCGUCAACAUAGUUUAGAUGUUACAAAGCCAUUAUGUCGUCACGUUGCUUACAGUUGGAGCGAACUGAGACUAUUCGGCGUGGUCUGGUAUCUGUAAGAAUAUGGUGGUGGCCUGCUCGGCGUCGGGGGCUCUGGACGUAUGCCUGUGCGCGCCGACAAGGGAGUCGCUAUUAUUAUAUCUCUAUUGUACCGGUGUCUAUGCAGAUGUCGCAAAUGGAGGGUUCGCCGGACCAACGUGUAACCGUUUGGAUUGUUUACGAGAGUAUCCGCGAGAACUGAUGAUGCAAUACAUUUCCACCGUAUCCGAUGUCAUGUUCAGAUAUUCUGUCUACCCGUUUCCUAUCAUCCAAAACACCUGUUGUACUUAAUGUCGAUUCUCUUACCUUCGGAAUGCCCUGUGGUGUAAGUGAAGGCAGCCAUCCAGCAGACAAGCAUGGGCUGCUGACUGCUGAGUGGUUAUAUGUAAUGCUGGAUGCGAUUUACGGCAACAUGUCAUGAAUUGAUCAUCGGAGGAGCACUUGUAAUGUGAAGUAAGCAUUCAUCCAUUCAUCCUGCGUAUCCUUGAUAUAAAUAUACGUGUGUGGAUUAUCA